This is a messenger RNA of Spirodela intermedia, 4646 nucleotides long. The record is from the annotation of a GenBank genome assembly. Lineage: Eukaryota; Viridiplantae; Streptophyta; Magnoliopsida; Alismatales; Araceae.
AUGAGGGUAUCGAAGAGGUCGCUUAACGCGGUGGCGGGAUGGGUGGGGAGGCAGCCGCCCAAGGUGAAAGCCUUCCUCGGCGUCGUGGCCGGGAUGGGGGCCCUGGUUUUUCUCCGCUUCAUUGUCCAUGACCACGACAAUCUCUUCGUCGCAGCCGAGGCCUGCCAUUCCAUAGGCAUCUCUGUCCUCAUCUACAAGCUCACCAAGGAGAGAACCUGCGCUGGUACUCUUUCCCUUUCUUUCCGUUCUCGUUUUCUCACCGAUCGUCUACGAUCUCGGGUUGGAUUUGAGUGUUUGCUUUUAUCACUUUGUAGUUGUCGAUGGGUGUGAGGGGACCGUGGGAAAGGAUGUCCCGAUGGGAUCGUUUGCGCCGAAAAUAUUUGUUUACUUAGCUUUCUUUUGAGGAUGUUUGAAAUUCGCUGAAUCUUCGUCGCUCUAGGGUUUCCAGCGAAUCUUUGCGGUGUAAAGUUUCUAACUUUUCACAGACGGCGGAGCUCUUUUUUUUUUUUUUUUGAUAGCUCGAAAAGGGUUAAAAAAUCAUUUGCUUUCGAACCAUUAAAAUUUCUGAAAAUUCGGAGGUGAAUGGCGUUCGGAACUCUGAUUCUUUUUCUCGAUCAAUGCUUCUGUUCUAAUUUCUGAUUCAACCAGCCGUUCGAGUUUCUUUUUCCCAUUACACGUGCAUCUAUCCUAGAAAAGGUGAUCAGAAAGGUGAAGCGCGUAACCUGUUGAAAAUGAUCUUAUAGUCGUCGAGGAUUGUAGACUAGAUGCCUUAUCCUAUUUUUUUUAUCAGGUCCUUUAAAGGCGAUUUACCUAUUUUUCAUGUAUAUCUAUCUUUCAUUAAAACAUAUAUUUUUUUAGAUUAUUACUCUUUCAAUUGCAGUUUUUUUACCUUAAAUGCAUUUCUUCGCUUGCAGGACUGUCACUCAAAUCGCAGGAACUAACGGCUCUAUUCUUAGCUGUUAGGCUUUACUGCAGUUUUGUCAUGGAAUAUGAUAUACACACACUUCUUGAUACUGCCACGCUUGCGACUACCUUGUGGGUAAUUUAUAUGUUUAGAUUUAAAUUAAGGUCCAGUUACAUGGAGGAUCAGGACAACUUCGCAAUAUAUUAUGUGGUAAGUCCUGUUUCAUCAUCUCUGUGGAUGCUAUUGAUCUGAUCCCUGUUUCAAAUUAUCCAGCUUUACAUGCUUGUCAGCUGCUUACCUUGUAGUUCACAUUCGAUGUUUUGGCUGGACUUUUGUUUCGCUCAUGUGACAAGUGCUGGUUUGUUUGCUAUGGAGUUCUUGCAUACUGUUGCUUGGAAAACUGAUUCAGAAUGACCCUCCUCUUUGAAAUUUGAAUUAAUAUGAUUCUAUCGUUAUAAAAAUAGAUGGUGCAUUGAUAUAUCUCUAACUACAAAGAUGGCUAGAAUUUCACGUGCUUUUAUAAAAGUAGUUCUUUUACUCCCCAAUCCCUUUGAUCUGACAUCCUGGUCUCUUCAAGCCUCUGUUUCCUACACUCUUCUCGUACAACAGUGGGCGAAACAGCAGUGGAACUGGUGUGAAUAGUGAGUGGACGAGGAAACAAUAGAUCGGGUUAUGGAAUGUUUCGGAAAGGAUGGUGCACCUGGAGGGCAUUAUUAUUUGUGCAAGGGCUCUCUAUGAAGUUAAAUCUUUCUGAAGGAUUGAUACCUCUUUGAGAGGAAGCUGCUAAGAACAAUGUUUUGGUUCUUUAAUUUUCAGUUCGUUGAAGGAAAGAGCUCGGCUCAAAGAAUAUCCAGAGAGCUGAUAUGUCGAAGGGCUGUAUGAUUUCUGGGAUUUCAAUGGGGAGACCAUGAAUUAUUAUAGUUCUGGAAGCACCAAAUUCUUAUGUUGGGGAUUUCAAAACUUGUGGUGAGAUGGAAGUUCUGAUUCGGGUGGAAUUUGGAAGGAAAAAAGUUCUACUUCUUGAUGCAUCCUUCUAUAAACCCCUUGAAGGAAUUAUCCAUCACUGAGAAGAAACGAUUGGUUCUCUAUGUUGCCCAUAAGAUUAAUUGAAAAAAUUAUCCAUCACUGAGUACACAUCGAAAAUAUUCAGUGUGUGACAGUUGUGACUCUCAACUUGAGAAAAUUUUAAUUUCAUAAAAGUUGGUUUUCGUUUUAGACAAGGUGAAGAUAGGCCAAGAGGGCUUUUGAUUGCAGAUUAGUGUGUUCUUAACUUCAGGGCGCGGCAGACAUGCAUUGGAGAGGAUAUGUAUAUCUGUCGAAUCAUUUCGUAUAACCCUCGUUAAUGGAUUUGGUGUUAGAUUCUUUUCUGAAAUUCAUGAACUCUGUUGGGAGUUCAUGACCAAAGAUAAAUAUUAGACCCAAAACCGAUAAUUGAAGCAGAGAAAUCGUGGCUCAAGGCCAUUUUUUUUCCAUAAAUUAUUGGCUCUUCUGUUCUUGGAAUCUGCCAGUCAACGGUGGGUUAUUCAGGAAGAUCUUAAUUUGUGUAUAAGUUCCUAAAUACUUAUGAGUACUCUAGUCGCUUAAGAUACAAUAUAAAUUCCCAGUCUUGGAAUCUGCUGUCGUAUGACAUCCACCAAUGAACUUAGACAUAUCCUUUUGGGUUUAUCAGCGUCUUUCAUUAUCUCGGACUGUCAACUACGUGACAUUUUCUGUGGGGCGUGUUUCCUCGUGGCUAUGGUAUCAUGAGGAUAAAGCUAUUUAUCUGACGAUUCACAUCAUGUCAUUUAAUUUUUUAAAUGGUAAAUUUGGCAUGAUUUCAAGUUCCCUCACAUAUUAGAAAAUGAUUAUUCAAAGGAAGGUUGGUUUCCAUUUUAUUGCUUUUCUAAAUUUUGUGCUUCCCAGUGACCAAUAAUAUUCCUUGACUAAGUAGGCUGAAUAAAAUCAUUUCUUAUUUUGAAAGUUGCUCAUAGUUCGAUCUGGAAUGAUAUAGACCUGUUAAUCAGAUCUUUGUGCCUGGAAGCUAAACAACACUUUCUCCAGCGUCCCAUGUUUGUCCAAUUCAUUGAAGCUGACUGGACAAUCUGGCUCUAUUUUCUGGCAGUAAUAGUCACUCCUUGCUUUUCUUUUUCUCAACUAUCUUAAACCAAGUCCAGACGCUUUUUCUUUGAAAUCUGGUUAUGAGCUCUUCACUUUGGGCAAAAAAAUUUGUCCUCUCUAGUCCGAUGCUUGCUACGACAUACUUUAUAUUUCUGUGUGCUCUUGUCCAUAUUUUCUUUCAUGAACGAUGAACACAUUAUGAGGGCUUCCCCAUCAACCAGUUUCUUUAUUUAUUUAUGAAACUAUUGUUGCUGAAUUGGUGAUGAUCUUAUCAAUUUCAUAAAAGAGCACUGAAUAUACGCAGCAUAUCUCCAAAUUAACAUCUCUUUCGGAAAUCUGAUAUCAUUUGGUCCUUCUUGUACAAGUCAAAAGAUAUCCCUGUGGGUCCAAUAUGUGUGAAGUCAAUAUCAGUGAAAGAUAUAGGGAAAUCAACAGCGUGCUGAUUGAAAAUUUUGAUGAGAAUAUCUGCUCAUUGUCAGUUUGAUGAGGAAAACAUCAUCUCCUUCAGUAAUGAGACCAUCUUCUGAAUGUGUAUUGAAAUGACGGACUUGCCCUUUUUAGCAUGAAAUCAACUCGAGGGUGUUUCCUUGAUUAGAACCCUUCUUAUGGCAUCCCACAUUGCACUCUUCUGGUAUUAAUACUAUUUUUGUGAGCAACCAGAGGAGUUGCCUUCUAUGUGAGUUUUUUUUUGCGGUCAUCAAAUCUUUUAAUGGUGAAGCUGUUCAUCUUUUUUUUUUUUUAAAUCCGAGAUUUAUCUUGAAACCUUUGGAACUUGUGCAUUUAUUUUUAUUUUUUUCUCAGAUGAGAUAUUUCACCUGGGUUUUCUGUGAUAUUUAUUCAUCGAUAUAUUUUACUAAUUUUUUAUUUUCAACAUCUGUCUACGCAGGUUGUGCCUUGUGCCGUCCUGGCCCUUUUGAUCCACCCAUCAACGACCCACAACAUCGUCAACCGGAUCUUCUGGGCGUUUUGCGUCUAUCUGGAGGCUGUUUCAGUGCUCCCACAGCUACGCUUGAUGCAGAACACAAAGGUACCACCAGUUAAUCACUUCAAUCUCCUUAACAUUAACUUGUUGAAGCGAUUUCUCAUCUCUCUCUCUCUCUCUCUCUCGCUCUCUCUCUUGUCUUCCAGAUUGUUGAACCAUUCACAGCUCAUUAUGUAUUCGCGCUUGGAAUUGCCCGGUUCCUGAGUUGUGCUCACUGGGUUCUCCAGGUCUGGUCAAUCAGCCCACCAAUCCUAUGGUUCCCAAUGUUGUUAGCUUAUAUAUAUAUAUAUAUAUAUAUAUAUAUAUAUAUGCAAGCAAACGUAUAUCAAUGCUUUUGUUUACAUUUCCUGGAAUAGGAACAUAAUUUUCUCCUUCUACGAGGAUAAAAAGUGGUUCUUGAUCCGACAGGUGCUCGACACCCGGGGCCGCCUGCUAACGGCCCUGGGCUACGGCCUGUGGCCCUCCAUGGUCCUCCUCUCCGAGAUUGUUCAGACCUUCAUCCUGGCCGACUUCUGCUACUACUACGUGAAGAGGUGAGCUCUCUCUCUCUCUCUGUUUUUCUCUCCUCUCUCUGAGAGUAACAGUGGUUCCUUCUCUCUCCUUCGCGGCGGCAGUCUUGUUGGUGGACACCUGGUGCUGCGCCUUCCUUCAGGGGUUGUGUGA